UUGUUAAGUGCAAAUGAGAACUUGUGUUGAGAUUGAUAUACUGUGAAGAAGUUGAAACUAUUAGCGAUUAGUUCAGGUUUAAAUAUCAACAUACGGAGUUAACUCCAUAUAUUUGCUGAGCAGUUUGUUUUAUACACAAUAUUGUCAAGUAUAAAGAUCUAAAGUAACUUAUAAACUUGUUAAAGUUCUUGAUUCAAAGUGGCUAGCGGUGGUGCAAAAAUUGCCAUUUUGGUGUACCAAAAAAUAAGGGAAUCGAAAAAAUCAAGCAGUGGGUGAAAAUAGACGGACCAAACGAACGGCCAUAAGCAAAAGAGAAAAUUAUUUUACUAGACACAGUUAAGUGGAUAGUUUAAUAUAUUGAAAGUAUAAGCGGAAAUCUGCAAUUAACCAAAACCAGUGGAUAAUAGGCUGAGGAUCUUUACAAAAAAGAGUCAAAAGGAGGCUUGCAGUUCACUGAAAGAACAGUAAUAAGGCAAUCGACGUGCAUCACAAACGUUGGGAAUCACUAUAAAAAAGGGACAUAAAUACCACCGAUUUGGUACGGAGCUCUAGGUUUUCAAAUGCGCCCUCUUUCAUGUGAACUUAAACCAAAAACCACUCAUACUUCGCAAAUUCAUUAACUCGCCACAGCAGGCCAAGGCACACAAAUCAUCUUCAUUUGGAAAUAAUAUAUUACCGGUGAAUGAACUAAGUCAACAUUGCAGUAUACGUUUUUGGAAGCAAAGGUAUUCCGGCGUACAUAAAGCCAAGAGAUAUCGAGGGAAAACACUGAAAUUGAUAUAUAUAUAUAGAAACCUUUGAACCCUGAACUACAUCAAGUUAAACAGUCCAUUUUCUAACGUCGUGUUAAGAAGUCCUAGCGCCACUAGGAGUGCAAAAGAGAUAAAAAUUUAAAGAAAGAACGAAACUUUCAAGAAAAUUAAGAUGAAUGAAUUAGACAGUCUAAGACAAGAAGCUGAGUCUCUAAAGAAUGCGAUUCGUGAUGCACGAAAGGCUGCGUGCGAUACGUCGCUUUUGCAGGCUGCCGCUUUGCUAGAACCUAUUGGACGUAUACAAAUGCGCACGCGACGGACGCUGCGCGGUCACUUGGCCAAAAUUUAUGCCAUGCAUUGGGGUAAUGACUCCAGAAACCUUGUAUCAGCCUCACAAGAUGGUAAACUUAUCGUUUGGGAUUCGCACACUACGAAUAAAGUGCAUGCCAUACCGCUGCGUUCUUCGUGGGUGAUGACCUGUGCAUACGCACCAUCGGGAAGCUACUACGUUGCUUGCGGUGGCCUCGACAACAUGUGUUCAAUCUAUAACUUAAAGACACGCGAAGGUAACGUACGUGUGUCCCGUGAACUGCCGGGCCAUGGUGGCUAUCUAUCAUGCUGCCGUUUCCUAGACGACAAUCAAAUUGUGACAAGCUCAGGAGAUAUGUCGUGCGGUCUUUGGGACAUCGAAACGGGUUUGCAGGUUACUUCUUUUCUUGGUCAUACGGGAGAUGUGAUGGCCCUGUCCCUGGCACCGCAAUGCAAAACCUUUGUCUCAGGUGCGUGUGAUGCGUCUGCGAAGCUAUGGGACAUACGAGAAGGUGUUUGCAAACAAACGUUCCCCGGGCAUGAAUCUGAUAUCAAUGCGGUCACUUUCUUCCCUAAUGGACAGGCCUUUGCGACAGGAUCAGACGACGCAACCUGUCGUCUCUUUGACAUACGUGCCGAUCAAGAAUUAGCUAUGUAUUCACAUGACAACAUAAUUUGUGGUAUCACCUCCGUUGCGUUCUCCAAAAGCGGCCGCCUGCUAUUGGCGGGGUACGACGAUUUUAACUGUAAUGUAUGAUGGGACACCAUGAAAGCAGAGCGCUCGGGCAUUCUAGCCGGCCACGAUAACCGUGUUUCAUGUUUGGGAGUCACUGAAAAUGGUAUGGCAGUAGCAACAGGAUCGUGGGACUCGUUUUUGCGCGUGUGGAAUUAAAUAUCGUGCACAACGCGUAUUAAUGGGUGGGGUAGGGUCAACGUGGCGGUGAUUGCGCGCAGUCAGCGUUUAGCAGUAGCGACAAUAACAACAGCAGCAACAAAAACAAAAUCCCCUCAAAUAAAGGUGAAGAUACAUACAUAUUUCGCAGCAAUAACAUUUUUAUGCUCUGAUAUCAAUGGUUCCAUGUUACUGUUAUUUGGCGAAACGGGGACAGUAUAGGAGGACCGCUUGAUGUAGUAAUCAUGCAACCGCGAUAAUGAGGAUGGAACACGGCGUUAACUGCAACGUAGACCACAGCAAAAACAAGAACUUUAUAUACAAAUUAUUUAUAUUGCUAUAUACUUAUUAUACUUAUACAACAAACCAAAACACAGACAUACACAGCAACAUACAACUAGACAUACACAGCAACAUACAACUAGACAUACACAAGCAUACAAGUAUAUUAUUAGUGUAAAUGAAAAAUACGAAACAGAUCCCAUACUGCGCUGUCGCUGAUAGUCAGUUGUGUUUAGUCAGAAUUCCGGUUAAAGCUACAGCUAAAAGUACGUAAAAUUAGUUCAAAUCGUCUACAAGUCAUAUAUGGGCUGAGACCUUCGCUAUAUAGUAAAAACAAAAUGAGUGUGCACCAUAUUGAUUACUAUGAUAGCACUAGCACGAUAAUUAUGGUAAUAAUACUGUAAUAUCCGUAUAUAUGAGUAUGAAUAACGGAUGAUUCGUCAGUCUCAUUUGCCAGUCUUCAAACCAAAAAAUUCUUACAUGACUACAUACACGACAGAGAGUUGGUAAUAAUGAAGCAAAGUCAAAUAAAAUAAAAGCAUUUACAAAAAAAAAAAAAAAAAUCUGGUAGAAAACAUAAAAGCUAUAAAUUACAAAAUGUAAUUAUUAAAGAAAUGAAGAAAAUCAGUAAACAAUACACUUUAUAAAACAUUUUUCUUAUAACGUUUAAGUCCUUAAUUUAUAUACAAACAAAGUAAGAAUGAUUUAAAUAACAUACUUAUUAGUGAAAAAAAACUAUUUACAUAUUUAAUUGACGGCCAUAUAAGCUACAACAAUAAAUGGAAUAAUUAACUCUAAAACCUAAAGAAAUUUAUAAAUGUUUAACGAAAUCUUAACAUAUAGACUAACAGAAGUAACGGUCGUGAAUGUACUACACUCACAUGCAUAACCAGUAGCAACAUUACGUAUGAAUUUACAAACCUCGUGACCGGCACAUUAACUUUAUCAAUUGUUACAGGAUAAGAGUACUCGAGAGUUCAUCAUACUUAACUUUACCAGAUGUGGAAAGAGUUGCAAUUUAAUAUGUAGUUUGCUUAUUGUUUGAUCAUAAGACACUAAGAGUUUCUCUAUUAUGACCUAAAUUUCAACUGUUAUUUUGUUUAAACAUACAUGCAACUUAAAAACCAUUCAUAUUAUACCGCUCAACGAGGAUGGAUAAAAACGUAAAUAAAAAAGCACUUCAUUAUAUACUUACUGAAUUCAAUAUUUAUGUUUCCUUUAUAUAGCUGGAAAGGCUUGCACGUCGAAACAUACACAAUGCUACGCAAAAAUGAUUAAGAACCACACGCUUUACAAAAGAAAACAUAAAUCGUUUAAUUAGUAAUUGCUGCAGGAACAGAAUUUAUAAGCUUAUUUUUAAUGUUUAACUGUUACACUGAACAGUGGGUACUAUUAAAAUUUAGUUCCGGUAAAUGGCAAAAAAACAAAAAAAAAAAACCCAAAAAUCACAUGGGUGGGUAUUAACACAAUUCGAAA
Messenger RNA from Drosophila montana, 3711 nucleotides. It is a transcript of the gene Gbeta13F, whose product is annotated as guanine nucleotide-binding protein subunit beta-1. Gene Ontology annotation, cellular component: cytoplasm; heterotrimeric G-protein complex. NCBI's taxonomy places the organism in Eukaryota, Metazoa, Arthropoda, Insecta, Diptera, Drosophilidae. Gene Ontology annotation, biological process: G protein-coupled receptor signaling pathway. Gene Ontology annotation, molecular function: protein binding; signaling receptor complex adaptor activity. The record is from RefSeq and is a predicted model, not a curated record.